AUGUCCGACAAAGACAUUUAUCCAAAUAAAUUCAGCGAACUGCGAAGUAUCUGUAAAUACUACAUUGAUUUAUAUAAUGCGUUAUAUCAGCUGAAAACUGAAAAAGAAGAAGAUUUAAACUCAAUUUACAAAAUGAUCAAAACAGAAUUGAUUGAUUCAAAUAAACAUCCACCACAAAUAAUUAUUCGAGACAUUUUAAAUAUUAUUCCGUAUAAUAAUCGCUAUACAAAGUCAUAUUUAUCCCUUGCCAAACUCAUAUCUGAUGAUUACCAUGUCACAGAUGUCAGAGAUGUUGAGUCUAUUUCAAACUUCUUGUUUUUCAAAGAAUAUGGAAUCAAAUUAAACAAAUCGGACAAUUUCAAAAAAAUUAAAUCUGAAAAUCUCAAUUUUCAUACAGAAGAUACAAUUUACAGAGCAAUUAUGUAUAAUGACUUAGAAAGAUUCAUUGCAUUCACAGAAAGAGAAUGGUUUGAUAAAAAUCAAAGGCUUAAAAGCAGUUUAUAUCCAUAUUCUGAAGUAGGAUAUUCAUUACUUGAAUUGUGUUGUUACCAUGGAGCAGUUGAUUGUUUCAAGUUUUUAAGAACAAAAUUUCAAUCAUAUGUAUCUUAUAAAUGUCUUAAUUUGUCGUUUUUAGGAGGAAAUCCAGAUAUCAUGAGUGAAUGUUUGAAAUAUCAAAAACCAAAAGAAUAUGGAAAUUGCAUGGACUAUGCAAUUAUUUCACACAACAUUGAUUUUGUUACAUUCUUGAUGAACGAAUACCAAAUAAAGAUAAAUUUACUUUAUUGUGGAUUGCAUAAUAAUUUUGAAUCAUUUUUAGUUUAUUUCGAUCAAACCAAUGAUGUUAACAAAUGCUUUAAUAUUUCGGUGAAAUUUAAUAUUCCAUCUUUUUGCGAAUAUUUUCUAUCAAAUGGUGCAAAUAUCAAUGAAAAAUAUGAAUAUGGAGAAACCGCUCUUCAUUUUGCAGCAAUAAAUAAUAGUAAAGAAACAGCCGAACUUCUUAUUUCACAUGGAAUAAAUAUUAAUGAAAAAGAUAAAAAUGGAAAAGCCGCUCUUCAUUUUGCAGCAAUAAAUAAUAAUAAAGAAACAGCCGAACUUCUUAUUUCACAUGGAAUAAAUAUUAAUGAAAAAGAUAAAAAUGGAAAAGCCGCUCUUCAUUUUGCAGCAAUAAAUAAUAAUAAAGAAACAGCCGAACUUCUUAUUUCACAUGGAAUAAAUAUUAAUGAAAAAGAUAAAAAUGGAAAAGCCGCUCUUCAUAAAGCAGCAUUUAAUAAUAGUGAAGAAACAGCCGAACUUCUGCGCAAAUUUUGCGCAUUUGAAAAAGUUUGGAGUUGA
Molecule: messenger RNA, 1332 nt
Organism: Trichomonas vaginalis G3
Lineage: Eukaryota; Parabasalia; Trichomonadida; Trichomonadidae
Product: protein kinase protein
Exons: 1
Coding region: 1-1332 (443 amino acids)
Molecular function (GO): protein binding
Source: RefSeq, a predicted model, not a curated record